GAAUGGCCUUGACUGCCAUGUCUUUAUCAGCCAUGCCUGGGCAGAGGGCUGGUUCGAGCUUCUGUCGCAAGUGUUGUUUUCAUGGCCGCACCCUGCUCAAAACGCCUGGUGCUGCAUGUUGGCCAACCCUCAAAACUUCAACAUUGGCGCUCUACUUCGGUGUCCUAGCAGCUCGCCGUUUGCCCUGGCACUCCGAGCAGCCACCUCGGUGCUGGUGGUGCC
This is a messenger RNA of Symbiodinium pilosum, 222 nucleotides long. The record is from the annotation of a GenBank genome assembly. NCBI's taxonomy places the organism in Eukaryota, Dinophyceae, Suessiales, Symbiodiniaceae.